AUGAAGUUCCUCUCUUCGGUUAUCGUUGUUUCUUUUUUGUGCGGUGUGCAACAAUUCGCACCGAUUUUAUGCGAUGGUACUUACAACGACUCCAUCAGCAACCCCUCUGCAAACAGUGGCAAGGGCACUGAGACUGAUGACGAUUGUGGUAUAUCUUGCGUUAUAAGCGAACUCUUCGGUUCAUUAUUUGGAGAUUCUGGCCCUUCUGGAUAUGAUUAUUACGGUGAAAACGGAACCGGAAAUGGAUCCGAUUAUUACGAUUACUAUUACACUAACAGCGGCCCUGUUGAAGAAGAAAUUAUUAUUAUACCGUUGACUGGAUCCGGAUCAGGGUUAACGUUCGGCGAUUACAAUUACACUUCUUAUAGCGGAUCCAGCGGUGAAGGAAAUAUAAGCCAGUCUGGAUGGAGUGGAAUAGGUUUACCUGGAUUAUUCCCCCCCAUUGGUGGUCCGUUGAAUGGUUCGGUUAUUCCUUUCCCGCCCUUCUCAGUCCCUGCAACAAACACAUCGUCGACAUCUGGUUCAUCAUCAUCCAGCUCAGGAAGUAAUAGUGGAUCUAGCUCAAGCAGUUAUCCCGGCUCAAGCUGGUCAGGAUCUAGUGGAUCGGGGUCUACUUGGGGAAGUGGAUCCGGCUCAGGCAGUGGUUCCAGCUCAAGUUCUUCAGGAGCUGCAACAUCCUCCACUUCAGCUCCUUCAACCAGCGCACCUGCAUCCAACACCACUGCUACCAAUACUACUUCAUCUGGUCCAGUUCCAUCAGCAACAAUCACCAACAAUGGUAUUUUUGGAACACUACCAUCUGCUUGA
Messenger RNA from Planococcus citri (citrus mealybug), 807 nucleotides. Its product is annotated as probable GH family 25 lysozyme 3. The transcript has a single exon. Lineage: Eukaryota; Metazoa; Arthropoda; Insecta; Hemiptera; Pseudococcidae. The coding region runs from base 1 to 807 and encodes 268 amino acids. The record is from RefSeq and is a predicted model, not a curated record.